This is a messenger RNA of Neofelis nebulosa (Clouded leopard), 3114 nucleotides long. It is a transcript of the gene TMEM80, whose product is annotated as transmembrane protein 80. The coding region runs from base 1816 to 2187 and encodes 123 amino acids. The record is from RefSeq and is a predicted model, not a curated record. The transcript is spliced from 5 exons. Gene Ontology annotation, cellular component: ciliary transition zone. Gene Ontology annotation, biological process: non-motile cilium assembly. Lineage: Eukaryota; Metazoa; Chordata; Mammalia; Carnivora; Felidae.
GAAGGGACGCGAAGAGCGCGGAGCCGAGAGACUGCCGGGAUCGCGGCGGACUGGGCGGGCGGGGCCGGGCGGCAAGAUGGCGGCCGCGCGGCGAGCUGUCAGGAAUUACUUGCGGGGAAGACAGAGACGAGGGAGUGCGUGCUGGGCAGCAAGCGGGACGUCCUGCAAAGAGAGGUGGUCUCCGUUGUCCGUGUGCUUGAGGCAGAGCAUAGCCCUCUCGUCAGACCCUUGUGAACGGCCGCUGCUAGUGAGACGUGUUUCCGUUUGGUGAAAAACUAGGUUUACGCCGGGGCAGGAUCCCUGUGCACACCUCGUCUGUCACCUCGGGGACACGUUCGUUCUCCGCACCUCCACGUGUACUCCUGACACCCCUGUUCAGAGACACACUGUCACUACAGUAAAUCAUUUACCAAAAAAAUGAUAGGUCCCGAAAUCCACUGCUGUAUUUAGUCACAAUGAGCCGUUAUGGGUCUGAAACCCUUAGAGCCGCCAAUCUGAUUACAGCUGCCUUUAACGUUAAUUAUGUAAAAUCCUGUGUCACGUAAGGUUUUUGUGCAGCCUUUGUUCCCGAGCUGCCACGGUUCUAAUCCAUCACAGUGGCCAGCCGGCAAGUAGAUCUGAAGUGUCUGAAGCCGGCCUUCAAGAGAAGAAUCAAAAGGGAGGAAACCCCCAGUUCACAUGAAAUCCACCCGAUACCGACAAGUAUCUAGGCAGCGGAGUUUAGCUAGAGCCUGGAAAAGAACAGGCCGGGUUUCAGGAGCACACCGCCUGUAACGUGAUGCAAGCUUAUAAAUGACCCGUGCUCCACUGGCCCUCCCCUGGCUGCCUCUCCUCGAGGCUGAGUUCUGAUCUCUGUCCCUAAUUCCCUGGGCUGACCCAUUUAGGACCCCUGCCCAAGUGAGGCACCACAGAAAGCCCAGAUCUACUCACCGGAUCACCGGGGCUGGAGAGGGAGUGGGGCUGGAGAGAAGACUGGCCAGGCUGGUUCCCAUCGCUGGUCCGCUUGCCGCCCGGCAGUAUAGCUCAGGCCUCCUAGAGGGUCCAUUUGGCAAAAUUUCAGUCAUUGCUGAUGUUUCUACGUGUCACAAACGUGCCACUGAUGUUAGCCUCUUCACACGGGAAAUCUGCCCCAGGACACAUUCGAUGGGAGGCUUAGAGACACUCAACACCUGUGAUUCCAAGAUCACUUCACGGGGAGAGAGGCUGUCAGCCUAGGAGGAGGGAGACCUGUGGCUGCCACGGGUGGGAAAAGGCCCAGGAGCCACAACAGUGCGAGAACUUGGGUUGCCGCUUCAGGAAAUCCGUAUCUGAGGGAUAUUUGGGGCCAUGUGUGAAAUUCCGGAGGAAAGCAGGGUCUCUCAUCAACCACACACACAAAAAAAGGAUUUGUACCCUGAAUCGGAAAAGGUUUUCCUCUAGUUCUACCCACGUGGUAAAUGUACAGAAACCUCAGAAGAUGAGAAGAGCUGUCCUCUGUCUGUGUCCAGGGCGCAGUCCUUCCCUGUCCCGGCUGAGCUCAGCUCAGCCACAGACAGAGCCUUCUCCUCCUCUCCACCUCUGAGCUCCCGAGUACACACUCCGGCCCAGCCUCAGCUUUCGAAAAGCCAACGGUCAGAUCCUCGGAUGGACAACCGCAGGCCCAGAUAAACGUGGCUUCUUUCUGUAAAUAUGGGAUCGCAGAAUGGAGCCGGGGUCCUGGGUCAGCGUUGGACAUGGCCCAGGAAAGCAUCCGGGCUGGACCUGGGGCCUCCCUGACGGAUACUUUCUUUUCUAGGGAGAGCUUCCUCCGCGGUGCUCUCGUCCGUCUCCCUGCAAAUGCUGCUCUACCUGAGUGGGGGGUAUUAUGCCCUGUAUUUCCUGGCUACGCUCCUACUGAUCAUAUAUAAAAGUCAGGUUUUCAGUUAUCCUUGUCCUUACCUGGCUCUCGACCUGACUCUGCUGUUUCUGAUGGGGAUUCUGGAAGCAGUUCGGUUGUACCUGGGCACCAAGGGCAACCUGAUGGAGGCCGAGGUGCCGCUGGCCGUCAGCCUGGUCCUUACAGCGGGUGGUGCCCUGCUGUCCACCUACUUCCUGCUCUGGCAGACCCUGGUGCUGCGGGCCGACUCCACCCUCAGUGCCGCGCUCCUUGCGCUCCACGGCCUGGAGGCCGUCCUGCAGCUGGUGGCCAUCGCUGCCUUCGUCAGCUAGGCGGGCAGCACCCGGCUUUGCCCGGCAGGACAGCUCUGCACAGAAGCCCCCGCCUGGGAGCGCGGCCGUCUCCUCCCCCAGUGCUGGACGGAAGGGCACCGGCGUGGACGGGUAGGACGGUUUGGAGUGGUUUACGAGUUUUGGGUGGUGGGGUGGUCAGGAACCCAGGGCAGAGCAGAGAGCCGGGGGAGUUGCCGGGAACAGCCGCACGAAGGGUCGGGAAGGGGGACCGCGGGAACAUCUGCUCAGGCCCCGCUUUUGGCUGGUGAGGAUCUCCCUCCGGCAGCUGCCCUGACCCCCGACCCAGAAGGGAGCAGGCCCUUGGGAAAGGAGGUGGCCGAGCUGUGGCCACAAACCACCGUUCCCUGCCGGGAGGAGCAGCCUGGCCGUGUCUUGCCGGUUCCCCCGUGGGUGUGAGGGCGCAGGCCGGGGCGGUUCGUGUUCCAUACCCACCGCGCUGCUGCUCUGCCGGGGGCUCCAGGGGCAGCAUGGGAAGCGGGCAGCCAGGCCCCGGGCUGCUUAGGAACCGUGGGCCCUGGUGUCCGGGGGGAUGUUGGCAGCUGCGGCUCCUCUCCCCUGGGGGCUCCUGAAGGAAGGACGGGCCAAGACCCUGGCACUGACGGGAGGGAGGCAGGGAGUGGGCCAGCGGCGAACGGCCCUCCACUGCCCCAGCCUGGUGCCUCAGUGCCCCCACGUCCAAGCCUCAGUCGUUAAAAGGCCAGGGACGUUUGCACUGUGCUCCUCGCAUUCUGUUUGUGCCUUCUUCCCCCUUCGCAGAUCGUAAUGGCUCCCGGAAGACACUGAGCUCCUGCUCCCCGGGACCUUCACCUGUUCACGCUGUGCACCGUCCACAUCUGGAACAAAACGUUGGGUAUCUGGACGUUUUCUCUACCGUUUUGUGGAAAUAAAUGUUUAUGCCUCCCUGAA